Morus notabilis is the source of this 1419-nucleotide messenger RNA. Its product is annotated as floricaula/leafy homolog. The record is from RefSeq and is a predicted model, not a curated record. NCBI's taxonomy places the organism in Eukaryota, Viridiplantae, Streptophyta, Magnoliopsida, Rosales, Moraceae. Gene Ontology annotation, biological process: regulation of DNA-templated transcription. Bases 9 to 1310 code for a protein of 433 amino acids. The transcript is spliced from 3 exons. Gene Ontology annotation, molecular function: DNA binding.
UUACUACUAUGGAUCCUGACGCCUUCCCGGCGAGCCUGUUCAAGUGGGACCCACGUGGACCAAUGGUGGCUCCGGCGGUGGGCCCGGCGGCUGCGGCGGAGGCGGGGAGUAGAGGAGGAGGAGGGUACUGGGGGGAGCAGCUGGGGGGGCUGGAGGAGCUUUUCCAGGCGUACGGAAUAAGGUACUACACGGCGGCGAAGAUUGCGGAGUUAGGUUUCACGGCGAGCACGCUCGUCAACAUGAGGGACGAGGAGCUCGACGACAUGAUGAGCAGCCUUUCCCAUAUUUUCAGGUGGGACCUACUUGUUGGAGAGAGGUACGGGGUCAAGGCCGCCGUUAGGGCUGAGCGCCGUCGUCUAGAAGUUGACCUACUUUACUACGACGGCGACCGCCGUAUCGCGGCCGCCGACACCCCCACUAACGUUAUUGAUGCUCACUCACAGGAAGGGCUGUCGGAGGAGCCAGUGCAACAAGAGAGAGAGAUGGUGGGGAGCGGCGGAGGAGGAGGAGGAGAGAGAAAGAAGAAGCAGCAGCGGCGGAGCUCGAAGGGCGUGGCCCACAUGAGGAGAAUGUUGAUGUUGGACCCAAACGACAGCAGCGGCAUGAUGAUGCUCGAGGAAAACGACGCCGCUGCGGAAGAUCAAGACGAGGACGAGGAGGAAAACGACGUCGUAAACAACAGCAAUAAUAGUUACAAGGGAAAGCAGUUAGGAAGGAUGAGUAGCUGCGAACGGCAGAGGGAGCACCCUUUCAUCGUGACGGAGCCUGGGGAGGUGGCACGUGGCAAAAAGAACGGUCUGGAUUACCUCUUCCAUCUCUAUGAGCAGUGCCGACAGUUCUUGCUUCAGGUCCAGACUAUUGCCAAGGAACGUGGCGAAAAAUGCCCCACCAAGGUGACAAACGAAGUGUUUAGGUUCGCAAAGAAGGCAGGGGCGAGCCACAUAAAUAAGCCGAAGAUGCGGCACUACGUGCACUGCUACGCCCUGCACUGCCUGGACGAGGAGGGCUCCAACGCCCUGCGGCGGGCCUACAAGGAGCGCGGCGGGCGGCGGGCCUACAAGGAGGGCGGGGAGAAUGUCGGGGCCGGGAGGCAGGCCUGCUACAACCCCCUCGUCGCCAUCGCUGCCCGCCAGGCCGCCUGGGACAUCGACUCCAUCUUCAAUGCCCACCCCCGCCUCUCCAUUUGGUACGUCCCCACCAAGCUCCGCCAGCUCUGCCACGCCGAACGCAACGCCGUCACCACGCCCGCCGCAGCUGCUUCCACCUCUGCUGCCGCUGCUCAUCAUGACCAUCACCAUCUAUCCUUCUAAAUUACACCGUGAAAAUAAAACACAAAAAAACAAAAAAUCAAGGUGUAACUCAAAUUUUCUACGUGAUAUGUUCCCAAUUUUAGUGAUCGAUUUGACUUUUUGCCCAAUA